AUGACUUACCUAAAGCAAAAAGAAGCAAAAAGAAAAAGAAACCUGACAAAUAUUUUUGCACAUUCUGCAAAGUGUACAGCAACUCACAGAAAUACAAAGUCAAUGCAUAUGAGAAGACAUGCAAGCAAAGAACUCAACUGCCUCUUCUUCUUCUGUGUCUGUUUUCCCCCCGCUACUGCUUCUACAUCUGCCUCUGUUUUUGAUGACGACAUUGAUGUGGACACAGUUGACGACUACUACUUUGAAGACAGCUUGAACAAUGUACCUGAUGACGACCUUUCUAUUGCUGCUUAUCCCCAAGACCCUCCUUUUUCUGAAAAUGAUGAACAUUCCUCCAGUUCUGACUUUGAUGACGAAAAUGAGGAUUUUUACGAGGAGAUGACCGAUAUGUUUUAUGCCCUUGAUGAAACUUCUGCUGGUUUUGACACAACUGCUAACAACAUCGCUCCUUUUGAUGGCUUGGCCGGGAUAGAAGAAAUUGUAUCUAAUCUCGAUGGAUCUGAAAAUACUGCCGACAAUGAUUACCAGAAGGUUACAAGAACUAAUAUGCGUAUAGGGAUAUCUGGCAUAUUUCUCGUCAAUACAGUCAAUGGAACGAACUCAUUCUUCGGAAUGAUUACAAGAGUGGACAGGGAUAACUAUACUAUCCAAAAAUACGGCAUAGAAACAUUUGACCUUGCAAUUUCUUCCCGUUAUUUUUGUAGUUACAGAAGUCCUUUAUUCUACCAGUUUCUGAUCACACUAGACAAUAACCUAUUUAUGAAAUCUAUUGAAGAAACUGAGUUUUUUAAAGAAAACAUUCAGCUGACGCAACCCUUUUACAUGCAUUCCAAGUUCCAUCCCACAGGUUAUGCUGAACGCAGGUUACUGAAUGUUCACAAGUUUGGCAGUCUUUGCUUGCACCUUACUAUAGCCAAUGAGCGCUCUGUAUUUGAAAUUUGGAGAAAUAAUUACCAUAAACAGAUCAAAAGUCUUUGGGUGUGGAGAAGACGUUUGGUACUACUCAAAAUCUUGUUGAGUAAUGGUGCUCUUCAGCAAUGUUGCUCUUUAGAGGACCAGGUUCACAAGUAUUUAAAGCUAGAUAGCAAGCUCUCUAAUGUUGGCCUCGUAGGAUUAGCAUUUGAUUUUUUGAAACAUUUACCAAAUAUCAAAGUAUGA
Molecule: messenger RNA, 1158 nt
Organism: Phycomyces blakesleeanus NRRL 1555(-)
Lineage: Eukaryota; Fungi; Mucoromycota; Mucoromycetes; Mucorales; Phycomycetaceae
Exons: 8
Coding region: 1-1158 (385 amino acids)
Source: RefSeq, a predicted model, not a curated record